Caenorhabditis auriculariae is the source of this 2116-nucleotide messenger RNA. NCBI's taxonomy places the organism in Eukaryota, Metazoa, Nematoda, Chromadorea, Rhabditida, Rhabditidae. The record is from the annotation of a GenBank genome assembly.
AUGAACAGCCUUCCGUUCAUCAACUGUGGCAUUGAAGAGUUGCAACACACUCACAUCGACCUUAAAAACAGUGUCGCCACGGACAAUUAUGAAGAAGUCGUUUUGUACGUUUUUACAUAGAAUAUUCAGAAACUCAAUGAAUAACUUUUUCCGGGUAUUGUAAGAGAAAUUGACAGAAAACUAAAUAUAAUAAUAAUCAUCAAACUUAUUACUUAACUAAAGCACCUUUUCAAUAGCCUUUUUGCAGAGCAUAUUUAAAAGAAGAAGAUUUUUCGAUAAAGGAUACGCAUGGUAAUAAUUUACUUCAUAUUGCUGCUAAAGAAGGUGAGUCUUCCGAAAAAACUUUGAUAUAGAAACUUUUUCAGGACUUCGAACAAUGUGCCGCGGCAUAUGCGCUCUGACCGGAGACCUCGAGUUAUGGAAUCAGAAAAACAAAGAAGGCUUGACACCGAUCGACGUCGCCGACCCGAAGUGGGCUGAAUAAUCUGUUCGAAUGCAAGAUUGGCUGCAGAACUCGUCGAGAUCUGCUGCUCAUCUCAAUGCGAAGCCAAACAGUCCCAUCUCAUCAUUCUCUGGCCAACAGGGAACUAUUGGAAGCGCGGCUCCAGUUUGUCAUCUAACUGGGCCUCAGAAUGCCUUAUUCGUUACAGACAAAGUAAUCCCAACUUCAAAGUGCUUCUGAGUCUCGACGGCGGAGGUGUACGUGCCAUUCUCGAAGCUACGGUAGCUCCUUUCGACAGGCUUUUGUCUAGACAGAUUCCAGAUCAGAUGUUGAUGGCGAUCGAAAAAGAGUUGGGCGAGCCAAUCCUUUCUCGUACUCACUGGCUAGGCGGCACCAGCUGUGGCGGUAUCAUGGCCAUGUGCCUCGGCUGUGGUAAAGAACAUUCUAUUUUGCUGAAACGGAUCGAUGAAAUAGGCAUCUCUCCGGACGAACAACGACGCGUCUUCUUCUACACUCGCAAAAAAACUUUUUGUGGAAACACUAAAAUGUUUCCCAAACACGACUCUGCCGGUCUAGAACAGAACCUGAAAGACAUCAUUGGGUCCUACACGACCAUGUCAUGUCUUGCCACACACAAGUCAGUUUUCCAGUUAUUUCAUGCCGUGUAUAACCAAAACUAUACUUGCGCGCACUAAUCUGAAACUCUUUAGAACUGCUUGGAGUUUGAAGUUACAGAGUAAUGGUGACUGCGGCCAAAUGUCAGUCGGCUCCGCCUUCGCUCAUCCUCUUCCGGACUUACGCCCCGCGAGUCUCCGUCAAGGAGUUCGAGCAGUACGGGUACUUCGACCCUGACAAAAUUCUCGCAUGGAAAGCCAUGCGGUGCACAUCGUCAGCCCCAGCUCCAGCUUUUACAUCAGAAAAAAAGCUUCAGAGCUGCGCCGGUGUACUUCUCGUCGUUCCACGGACUAGCCGACGGCGCCAUCUUCUGCAACAAUCCUUGUACCACUCUCAUGACCGACUUCUUCAAGCUGAAGAAGGUCGAACGGUUCAAGGGAGUUGUGAGUAUUUCAGCCGUUCCUGAACUGCCUCCAUCCUUCUCGCCGACGAGGUGAUCCACAAAAUGUGAAAUUCCAGAGGAACGAUGAUGAAAUCGGCUGCGUCAUUUCGAUUGGAAGCGGCAGCGAGCCAGUGGUGCCUCUAGGCGGUAUCGACAUCAACCUAUCGUUAGCCUAUGUACACGUUUCACAUCCUUAUCCAUCUCAGAAACGCUCUGGCGAUUGGUCGUGACUUCCGCGAGAUUUUCGGCAACGGCAAAAACCUUAUAACUCUUUUUAUGUACCAGUGCACUUCUUCGCACGCUGUGCCCGUGGGUCAGGCUCGAGAAUGGGCCCACUCGCUUAAUAUUCCGUUCUUUCGCUUCUCGCCUAGGCUUUCCCGAGCUUUUGAACUGGACAGCCAUCAAAUAGACGGCAUUUUUGACUUCAUGUUUGAGACCGAGGUACGUACAGCUGUGAUUAAGAAAAGAGCAUAUCGUAAAAAAAAAAUGAGGACGAAUUGGAGGUGUACCUGCGGACACAAGCACGACAAGACAUCGCCGACCUCGUCAAGCUUCUCAAAACGAUGCCGAAAAACGAAUCGCCCAACUACAAAGAUAUUGUCCAUCAUAAUAAAUAA